Molecule: messenger RNA, 1278 nt
Organism: Rana temporaria (common frog)
Lineage: Eukaryota; Metazoa; Chordata; Amphibia; Anura; Ranidae
Product: transcription factor HES-4
Exons: 4
Coding region: 135-968 (277 amino acids)
Biological process (GO): anterior/posterior pattern specification; regulation of neurogenesis; regulation of transcription by RNA polymerase II
Cellular component (GO): nucleus
Molecular function (GO): RNA polymerase II cis-regulatory region sequence-specific DNA binding; protein dimerization activity; DNA-binding transcription factor activity, RNA polymerase II-specific
Source: RefSeq, a predicted model, not a curated record
GACUGGGACAGACACUCUACACUCUGGCUCUGGGACUAGUCAGGUUACCUCCAGUGAUUUUAUACAACUGCUCCGCUACUGUCCGGAUACAACCCCCCCUCCCCAUCCAUCCUGUGUAUUACCCCCAUUGGAUCAUGCCUGCAGACAGCAUGGAGAAGCCCACCGCCUCCCCUAUUGCGGGGGCACCGGCCAGCUCUGCCCAGACCCCGGAUAAACCUAAGAGUGCCAGCGAGCACAGAAAGUCCUCCAAACCUAUCAUGGAGAAGCGCAGAAGAGCUCGCAUCAAUGAGAGCCUGGGACAGCUCAAGACACUUAUUUUGGAUGCCCUAAAAAAAGAUAGCUCCAGACACUCCAAGCUGGAGAAGGCUGAUAUCCUGGAAAUGACAGUCAAGCACUUGCGGAACUUACAACGAGUCCAGAUGACAGCUGCACUAUCAGCUGAUCCAUCAGUACUUGGCAAAUACAGAGCAGGAUUCAAUGAAUGCACGAACGAAGUGACCCGAUUCCUCUCCACCUGCGAAGGGGUCAACACAGAAGUCAGGACCCGGCUACUUGGUCAUCUCUCUAGUUGCCUAGGUCAGAUUGUGGCAAUGAAUUACCAGCAACCUCCUUCCAGCCAGCCUCUGCAUGUCCAGUUGCCCUCAGCACCAGUGUCCACUGCUCCUGUGCCCAUGCCCUGCAAGAUGACCUCCGCUGAGGCCGUGUCUCCCAAGGUGUACCAGGGAGGUUUCCAGCUGGUACCAGCCACUGAUGGACAAUUUGCUUUCCUUAUUCCCAACCCUGCCUAUUCCACCAGCCCAGGACCAGUGAUUCCCCUCUAUGCCAAUGGAAAUGUCACCUCCAGCAGGGCACCACAGUCACAAUCCCCAGUCCAGGGACUCACCACCUUCUCUCACAAGAUGCAACACAUUUCCAGAACAGUGAGCCCUCUAGGUGGCAGCACCGAGUGCGUAUGGAGACCCUGGUGAACUGACCACACUUUGUAAUAAUCAGACUUUAUUUUUUUAUUUAUUGGUUCCGUUUUAUGGGACUUUGCCUUAGAGAAACUCUGCACAAAUAUAUUUAUUUGCAUCUAUGAGGACAUUACUUUUUUUAUUCUUAAAAAAUAAACAUGUAUAAAUGACCCAUUUUUGUAUUAAAACUCUUUUGCUGAAAUGUUUUUUUAGUUUUGUACGUCUGGUACAAAGAUUGUGUAAUGCCAAAAAGUUACUGUGUUGUUUUUGUGUCAAAAACUUCCUAAACUGCAGGAGUUUUAUUCAAUAAACUCUUUAUAUUUUA